Molecule: messenger RNA, 3027 nt
Organism: Eruca vesicaria subsp. sativa (arugula)
Lineage: Eukaryota; Viridiplantae; Streptophyta; Magnoliopsida; Brassicales; Brassicaceae
Source: the annotation of a GenBank genome assembly
UCCCAUUCGGAGUCUUAAGUGUGAUGUGGGUUUUGCUUAUAUAAUUACUAUUUACAUACCACAGCUUAACCACCCACCGGUUUUCUUGAUUUUUCCUUUGGGAGUUGAGAGAAUAUGGAGAAUUCUUUUGUACUUUUAUUGGUGUUAAUUGCAACUUUGGCUAUCAUUCAUAAUGUUCAAGCUCAAGACCAAGAAGGAUUCAUCAGUUUGGAUUGUGGGCUAUCUGCGAACGAACUGUCCCCUUAUAUUGAUACUUAUACGGGGCUGAACUUCUCCUCAGACGCAACAUUCAUCCAAAGUGGAGAAACUGGUAGAAUUCAGCCAAGUUCGGUGGGGACAUUAAGGAAGCCAUACAGAACGAUGAGAUAUUUUCCAGAUGGAAUACGGAACUGCUACAAUCUGAAUGUUGAGAGGGGGCGUACAUAUCUUAUCAGAGCUUCUUUUAGAUAUGGAAAUUACGAUGGUCGCAACAUUAAACCGGUCUUUGAUCUUUAUCUUGGACCUAAUCUAUGGGCCACUGUUGAUUUAGAAACAGAGCUGGAUGGUGUAUGGAAAGAAAUCUUGCACAUCCCAACAUCAAACUUAUUGAAGAUUUGUCUUGUUAAGACUGGUGAAACUACGCCGCUAGUAACGACUAUGGAAUUACGGCCCAUGAGAAAUGAUUCCUAUGUCACUACACCGGGCUCCCUGAAGAAGAACUACGUAAAUUAUCUUAGUAAUUCAACAUUAGCGCUACGGUACUCAAGCGAUAUCUAUGAUCGCAUAUGGACACCGUUAUUUGGGAAGGUGUGGACCCAGAUUUCCACCACUCUUGACGUGAACAAUUCCAACGAAUACGCUCCACCAAAAGCUGCACUACAAAAUGCUGCUACGCCUACUAAUGCCAGUGAGCCACUGGCUAUUCAAUGGGAUUUAGCAAGUCCUGAUGAACAAUAUUACUUGUACGCACACUUUGCUGAGCUCCAAGACUUGCAGGCAAAUGAAACCAGGGAAUUCAACAUGUUUUGGAAUGGACAACAUUUGUAUGGCCCUCUUACUCCUCCAAAGCUCAAAGUACUUACUGUCUCUAGCCAGUCCCCUAUAACUUGCAAAGGAGGUAAAUGCAUUUUACAGCUGAUACGAACCAACAGAUCAACUCAUCCACCUCUCCUUAAUGCUUUUGAAGUCUACACAGUCAUUCAGUUUCCGCAGUCCGAAACGCAUGAAAGCGACGUGAGUGCUAUAAGAAGCAUUGCCACCAGCUACGCAUUAAGUAGAUUUAACUGGCAGGGUGAUCCAUGCUUCCCUCAGCAGCUUAGGUGGGAAGGUUUAAACUGCACAAACGUGGAUAUCUCCACACCACCAAGAAUCACUUCUUUAAAUCUGUCUUCAAGUGGUUUAACUGGAACCAUAGCAGCUGCCAUUCAAAGUCUUACACAACUAGAAAAACUGGACUUGUCCAAUAAUAACUUGACUGGAGUAGUGCCAGAGUUUCUAGGCAACAUGAAAUCGUUGAUGGUCAUAAAUUUAAGCGGGAACAAUCUUAAUGGUUCACUUCCUCAAGCCUUACAAAGGAAAGGACUGGAGCUAUCUGUGAAAGGAAACCCAGAGCUUUGUGUCUCCGAUUCAUGUGGAAAACCAAUUAAGAACAAAGUUUUUGUACCAGUUGUUGCAUCAGUUGCUUCUGCAGCCAUUGCCAUUGCCAUUGCUGCAUUGGUUAUUUUCCUUGUACUCAGAAAGAAAAGAUCAAAGACUGAUGAAGGUUUACCCCGGCCGCAAAGUAGGCCAACGGUGAAUGAUACAUUUGCUAAAAUGAACAGGAGGAGGUUCACAUAUUCAGAGGUCAUCAAAAUGACAAAUAACUUCCAAAGAGUUUUAGGUAAAGGAGGGUUCGGCAUGGUGUAUCACGGUUCUGUUAAUGGUUCGGAACAAGUGGCCGUUAAACUACUCUCUCAAUAUUCAACUCAAGGCUAUAAAGAAUUCAAAGCAGAGGUUGAUCUUCUUUUAAGAGUUCACCAUACAAAUUUGGUGAGCCUCGUCGGAUAUUGCUUUGAAGGAGAUACAUUGGCACUCAUCUAUGAGUUUCUGCCCAAUGGAGACUUGAAACAACAUUUGGCAGGAAAAGGAGGUAGACCUCUCAUCAACUGGAGAAUUCGACUUCAGAUAGCUUUGGAGGCAGCACUAGGACUGGAGUACUUACAUAUUGGAUGCACACCGCCCAUGGUUCAUAGAGAUGUCAAAACUGCAAACAUAUUGUUGGACGAGAAUUUUAAGGCCAAACUCGCUGAUUUUGGUCUCUCAAGAUCUUUUCAAAGUGGAGGUGAAUCUCAGGUUUCAACGGUAAUUGCUGGUACUCUGGGAUACCUUGAUCCUGAAUGUAACAGUUCAGGUCGACUAAGUGAGAAGAGUGAUGUCUACAGUUUCGGGAUCGUGUUGUUGGAGAUGAUCACAAACCAACCCGUGAUUAGUCAAACUUCGGAGUUUUUACACAUAACGAAAUGGGUUGGCUUUAAACUCAGCAGAGGCGAUAUAAUCGAGAUUAUGGAUCCAAAUCUUGGCAAGGAUUACGGCUCCAAUUCUGCAUGGAGAGCUCUUGAGCUAGCAAUGUCAUGUGCGGAUCCUUCUUCCUACAAACGACCAUCUAUGUCUCAGGUCAUUCAUGAGCUAAAAGAGUGUAUCGUGUUGGAAAACUCGAGGGUCAAUAAUAAUCAAGGCUUGGAAUCUCAAGCAAUGAGAAGCAUUAGCUUGGGCUCUUCGGUGGGUCCCAUGGCAAGAUAGUCUCGAGUGUUGUCUACUUGUGGUAGUAAUAAUGGAAGCAACACGUCGAUAAUCAGCUACACUUUAAGUAAAGUUCGUAAUAGUCCAAUUUUUUCAUUUUGGUUUGGUCAUCAACGUGUCUAGAACGUUUUCUCUCUUCUUUUUGGUUCUUCAUAUGUGUCAUGAGUACCACGAAACAUCAAUCAUUUCUAAGACCAUUUCAGUAUGUUGUUUGGUUUCUUUGUACGUGUUUGCUCUUGAGUACCACGCCUUGAUAGUUCAUGGAAUGGG